Messenger RNA from Gryllus bimaculatus (two-spotted cricket), 1499 nucleotides. Lineage: Eukaryota; Metazoa; Arthropoda; Insecta; Orthoptera; Gryllidae. The record is from the annotation of a GenBank genome assembly.
AUGCCUGUCAAGACCAGUAUGUUUCAAAGUCCGAAAGAUAAUCGUUAUCGUAGGAGAAACGCCUCUAUUGAUAACUUCAUUUCAGUACCUAAGCAGUCGCUCAUAGAAGACAAUAGUGUUCUUUCUAGCAAAACAAGCACUGAUCAAUCAACCACUAUGCCGCCCAGACCAGAAGGAAUUGCCACCGUAUUCAUCAAAAUAUUUAAGCUGAUCCUGAACCUGAUCAUUCUGAUUCUGUACCGCGUGGGCGACAAGGGCCGCUUCCUGGGCGUGGGCGGCACGUGGAACCUCAACGAGGAGAAGAACCCCGACGCGGAGAUCGUGGCGUCGGGGGUGCUCGUGGGCUUCCUCAUCUACACGAUCGUCGUCAUGCUCUCCUACUGCUUCGGCGGCGGCACCAAGCACAAGGGCUCCAUCGUGGACAUCAUGAUGAACUUCGUGGGCACGUUCAUGUUCAUCGCAGUGGGCGGCACCGCGCUGCACUACUGGCACGGCUACCAGUCCGAAUACGACUACGUGCACGUGUCGUCAGAGCGGCAGAUAGGGCUGGCGGUGGGGUCGCUGUCCAUCAUCGCCGGCGCCACCUACCUCAUCGACACCAUCCUCGCCUUCCUCAUAUUCGCACAGAGCGAGGAGUAGCCCGCCACACGUCGCAAACUGCUUGGGGGAAGUGUAGCUGCUGCAGCCAGUCGCUUUUUCGACGCACGUGUCACGAAGACGAAAUCGCAACAGACAGAAGAAUUUGUCUUCGUUCUUUGUCUUUCGUCACUUGUUUUGUACAUCUUUCAUUCUUCGACUCAUCAUACAAGUCCAUCAAAAAUGUAAAACUACAAAGUCUGUCUUCACACUAACAGAAAUAGACGCAAUUUUAUUCAUGAAUUACGGAGCAAUUCAUGAUUUUGGAAUGUGUGUCCGCUCAAUUGUUUUUUUGUUUCUUUUCUUGUUUAAUGUGAUUGGAUUUUAAAAAAUAUUUCACGCACACUGUAAGCUUCAAACAUUUUAAACAAAUUGUUUAAAUAAAUGCAUUGGUAUAAUUGUAUGUACUAUAUUUAAAUAAUGCAAAUUAUGGGGUUGUCGACGUCAUAACAUUGUUUCAUCCGUUUCAAUGAACAAAAAUAUCUCGUAAUUCGACCUUUUAUGUUAAAUGUUGGUAAAUGGAAUUAAAUAUACAAAAUCAACACAAAUAUUUUAAAUACAAAUCUAUUUAAAAGAUAACAUACUGCGUAAUACGAAAUAAAAGAACAUAACACAUACACAAUUAAAACAUUUUCAUUAUCGAAUGAACUGAAAGAAAGCUCAUUUUUUUCAUGAGAUGUAGUUUAAUAUUUAACAUUUGUUUUAACGUAUGUAUAAUGUAAUGUAAUAAUGUAUCAUCAUUUCUAUCGUACUACAACUUUACAACUGCCUGCACGGAAAUGUUAGGCAAACUUUUUAAUUAACUUUCCUGUGAGGCAGAGUAAUUCCACAUUAUUGAGAAUAGUGUUUUGUUAAUAAAGUGC